Molecule: messenger RNA, 3330 nt
Organism: Cajanus cajan (pigeon pea)
Lineage: Eukaryota; Viridiplantae; Streptophyta; Magnoliopsida; Fabales; Fabaceae
Product: THO complex, subunit 5
Biological process (GO): mRNA export from nucleus
Cellular component (GO): THO complex part of transcription export complex
Molecular function (GO): mRNA binding
Source: RefSeq, a predicted model, not a curated record
CCAGGUGGCUGUGGCUGUGACUGGCGAGGGACAUUGAUGAGCAUACUCUCAAGUCUCAAGCGCAGCCUUGCAAAAUCGAAAUAAUUCGAGAGAAAGGGGUUUAGGGCUAGGUUGUGACAGAGUCUAGAAUCAAUGGAAGACGGUGAAAUAGAAGAGGGACCAAUGGGUGGUGUAGACGAAGAUGAACAAUCCUCAGAGCCGCGCAAAUUGGAGGAAUCGCCCUUCGAAAUCCUGCGUACCAGCAAGACUUCCGUUGAGAACAUCGUCGCCGAUAUUCUCUCCAUUAAAAAGGAGGCUAAACCCAAACAACACCUUCGAGAUCUCGUCACUCAAAUGUUCCUGCACUUCGUCACUCUCCGCCAGGCAAAUCGCAAUAUCUUGCUUGAGGAAGACAGAGUGAAAACCGAAACGGAGCGUGCCAAGGCUCCCGUGGAUUUCACAUCGCUGCAGCUUCACAACCUUAUGUACGAGAAAAGCCACUACGUGAAGGCAAUCAAGGCUUGCAAAGACUUCAAGUCCAAAUAUCCCGACAUUGACCUCGUUCCCGAGGAGGAGUUUUUCCGCGACGCUCCACAGGAUAUCAAGGACUCCGUUUUGUCAAGCGACGCUGCGCACAAUCUCAUGCUCAGGAGGCUCAAUUUCGAGUUAUUCCAGCGCAAAGAACUCUGCAAACUUCACGAGAAACUGGAACAACAAAAGAAAAUUCUUUUGGAGACUAUUUCAAACCGAAAGAAGUUCCUGACAAGUCUCCCUUCACAUCUCAAGUCUCUUAAGAAGGCUUCCUUGCCAGUACAAAACCAGCUAGGGCUUCAUCAUACAAAGAGAUUAAAGCAGCACCAUUCGGCAGAGUUGCUUCCUCCAGCCCUUUAUGUGAUCUACUCACAACUGUUGGCUCAAAAGGAGGCCUUUAGAGAACCCAUUGAUCUGGAGAUUGUAGGAAGCCUGAAAGAUGCUCAAGCUUUUGCUCGUCAACAAGCUCACAAGGACACCGACAUGUCCUCUACCGCUGAUAGUUCCAAAUUGGAAGAUGAUGCUCCUGAUGAAGAAGAAGAUGGUCAGAGACGGAGGAAAAGGCCAAGGAGGGUUCAAGUCAAGGAUAGCCUUGAUCAGGGUGGAAUAUUUCAAGCUCAUCCACUUAAAAUCAUUAUCCAUCUGUAUGAAGAUGAGACUUCUGGUCCUAACUCUGCAAAACUCAUUACUCUAAGGUUUGAGUACAUGGUGAAGUUGAAUGUUGUAUGCGUUGGAAUAGAAGGAUCUAAUGAUGGUCCAGAGAAUGACAUCUUGUGCAAUUUGUUCCCUAAUGAUACGGGUCUUGAGCUUCCUCACCAGUCAGCCAAACUCAUUGUUCAGGAUGCUAAAACAUUCGAUACACAAAGAACUUCACGUCCUUACAAAUGGGCUCAGCACCUUGCAGGGAUUGAUUUCUUGCCUGAGGUGUCUCCCUUGAUUCUUACAGACAAUGAUGGAGCGGUCAAGAAUGAAAAUGUUAUAUCUGGUCUUUCACUAUAUCGUCAGCAGAACCGAGUACUGACAGUUCUGCAGAGAAUCCGUGCAAGAAGAAAAGCUCAGUUGGCUCUUCUGGAACAGCUAGAAUCUCUGACAAAGCUUGAGUGGCCUCAUCUGUCCUGCAAAAGUGUUCCGUGGGCUUUGCACACUCCUCUGUGUAAUUUGGAUAGUUGGUCACCUGUAAGAGUUCCACCUGUCCCUAGAGAAUCCUCAUCUCCUGCUGUCGUAGAUAAAGAGGAGCAUGUUCAGGAACCAAUGGAUGCUGAUAUAAAUGAACGAUCUGGUGCCACAAAAGCAGAACUGGAGAGUAUAACAGAAGAUGGGGAGCUUCCAACGUUGCUUCCUAACAUGUCUAAGCUUGACCAUUCCACACAACUGAACUUAAUUUCAAAAAGUAUCAUUCCUCCACUCAAUAAAAUCAGGUCACAGAGUUUCAAAAAACUUGAUGAUAGUUCUGAUUUCUUGUUGGAUAUUGAAAGUGAUCUUGAUGAGCCAGCACAGAUUGAACAAGAACAUGAAAAUAUAUUAUCCAGAAAGUCCGUGUCAUGGAUGGAUUAUGGGCUCAGGGAAUUUCGCCUAGUUCUUUGCAGAAAAAUCACUGCUGAUGAGAGCAAUGUGAAUUUAGAAGCCAAGAUCAAGAUCAGCAUGGAAUAUCCUUUAAGGCCUCCUCUUUUUGCAUUGAGUAUUUGCUGUAUAUCCUCUGGGGAAAACCAUGAUGGGACAGGAUUAGAAUGGUACAAUGAACUUCGUGCAAUGGAAGCAGAGGUCAAUCUGCACAUAAUAAGGAUGCUACCUGUCGAUCAACAAAAUUAUAUAUUGGCUCAUCAAGUGAGUUGUCUCGCUAUGUUGUUCGACUAUUAUUUGGAUGAGGCGUCUCCAUCAUCUGAAAGGACAAAUUGUACUUCCGUGGUUGAUGUUGGCUUAUGCAAGCCUGUUAAUGGUAGAUUCCUGGGUAGAUCUUUUAGAGGACGGGACCGCAGAAAGAUGAUAUCCUGGAAAGACAUGAACUUCAAUUCUAGCCGUCCCUAAUAAUGGUAGGUUCCUGUACGGUUCUUUCAAUGGAAAGGAUCACAAUAAUGAUCUCAUGUGAAGACGUCCCCCCAAAUUGUCCCAAGUAGUAAUGUUCAGCUGUGGAGGUGACAAAUGGAUGCUAUGGAAAUGGUGCUCAGCUUUACUAUUAUUGCAAGGAUAAGGACAUUGUACAUCUGUAAUACGCGUUCAGCCAACCAUUGGACAUCAUUGUUCUUGACUUACAACCAAAAAACUGGCGAGAUACUGAGAGGUUUUGAAGAGUUAAGAUCCUCUCCAUUUCUUGUCUUUGGAGUGUAUAAAUGACAUUAAAUUUUUAUCACGAAAAAUAUUUAUCUCAUUUAUACACUCAAAACUAUAAUGAAGAAAUGGAUGACUAGAAAUGGAGAGGAUCCAAAUUUGAUUUUGAAGGGGUCAUUUCAGCUGAUGAUUACUUGAUUCAUUUUUAUUAUGAUCUACGUUCUGGCAAAAGCAGCUAGUUGAGGUUCAGUUUGGAGCAGACAUCAUGGGUGGAAUCCCUUGCAAAGACCAGAUGUUUUCCUGUUAGCGGAAUUUUUAAGGAUUAAGGGCAUUAUUACAACUAGUUGGUUGUUGCAUUAGAUAUUAUUGUAAUCUUUAAGCACUAGGAUUUUACUUAUAAUUUAUUGUCUUAGGAGCUUGAGUUUGAUUGUAGUUUAUAGCGCAGAGUGAUUUCCUGGGGAGUGCUAGCCUGCUGUAUAAUUCAAUUCAGCCAUUAAGCAUUUGAUUUACUCUUUGAAGGCUCAAUUAAUCAAUCAAAACGUCUCUACUCGUACA